This is a messenger RNA of Myzus persicae (green peach aphid), 2399 nucleotides long. RefSeq names its product dihydroxyacetone phosphate acyltransferase (gene Dhap-at). The record is from RefSeq and is a predicted model, not a curated record. The transcript has 15 exons. Bases 237 to 2180 code for a protein of 647 amino acids. Gene Ontology annotation, biological process: ether lipid biosynthetic process. Lineage: Eukaryota; Metazoa; Arthropoda; Insecta; Hemiptera; Aphididae. Gene Ontology annotation, cellular component: peroxisomal membrane; mitochondrial membrane. Gene Ontology annotation, molecular function: glycerone-phosphate O-acyltransferase activity.
UUUAUAAGGAAAAAUAACAUUAAAUAAUAUACUUCUACACAUUAUGGAGCCACUGAGUGGAUUAUCCUUGUUUUUGUGUAUAUUUUAAAUGUUUACACCAACAAUCAAUUAACCAAUAAGCAGAAUUACAUGUUAAUUAAUAUACCUAUUAAUGUAUGUGGAUUGAAUUAUAGUUAAUCAUUAAAGUACAAGAGGAUUUAGAUAUAUAUUGUAUACAUAAAAUAGGUACUUUAAAAAUGAGCAAUUUAAUGGAUUGUCUAGAUUACAAUUUAUUUGUAAAUAUUUUAACUUCAUUAAAGAGUAAUAGUGACUUAAAAUGGACAUUCAAAACUUUGAAUACUGGACAAUUUGCAUUGAACUCUCAAGGAACACAUUUAUCAAAUUAUGAAAAACAAAAAAUACUUGAACAAAAUAUAAAACUAACAAUUCUGAAGGAAAUACCAACAAAUAGUAUUAGUUUAGAUUAUGCUACAAACAAGGCAAUGGAAAUACUUGAAGAUCUUCAGAGUAUAAAAAAAAAUACAACUAUUAGAAUGAUGGGAUUUAUUUUAAUUAAAAUUCUGAAAUCCAAACUCCAAGGCUUAUAUAUAAAUGAACAAAAACUGUUAACGAUGAAAUCAAACUUUAACAAAACUCCAGUCAUAUUUGUUCCAAGUCAUAGAAGUUAUCAAGAUUUUAUAUUAAUGGCAUUCAUAUGUUUCAAUUAUAAUAUUGAUAUUCCAUAUGUUGCUGCAGCAAUGGAUUUUAAAAAUAUGAAAAUAAUGGGAAAUGUGUUGAAACAAUGUGGUGCUUUUUUCUUGCAUCGAGGAAAAAAUGCACAAGACAUUAUAUACCGAUCAGUAUUGUACACCUAUGUGAAACACUUAAUAACUUAUGAAAGUUCGCCCUUACAGUUUUUUAUUGAAGGUACACGCAGUCGAUCUAAUAAGUCUAUUCAUCCAAAGCUAGGGAUACUUAAGUGUAUUGUUAAUGUUUUAUUAAAAAAUGAUGUUCAAGAUAUCAUAAUUAUUCCAAUAUCAAUUAAUUAUGACCGCAUACUUGAGGAUAAAUUAUUUAGUUAUGAACUUCUAGGAAUUCCUAAACCUAAAGAAACAACGUUGGGAUUAAUAAAUAGCAUUAAAAAUAUGGAUGAUCAAUAUGGAAAUAUUUAUAUUAAUUUUGCUUCUCCCCUUUCACUUCAAAAAUAUAUCAGAGAUAUGAACGCAAAUGGGAAAAAUAAUGAAAAUAAUAUUAUAUUAACUCUUGCUCAUGAAAUUGUUUAUAGGCAACAACAUAAUAUGAUUUUAUCAUACUUUAACAUUUUGUCAGUUGCACUGAUUUAUAACUUAUCAAAAAAUAUGACUGAAGCUAUUCAUUUAGAUGUAAUAAUAAAUCAAGUAAGUUGGAUAAGUGCACUAUUUAAAAAAUGUGGGGCUCAAAUUGAAGUACAAGGUAUUGAUAUUACUAGAAGAAUUAUUGAUACCAUUCAACUACAUCAACACUUUGUAACAUUGAAGGAUAAUAUUAUACAUUUUCAAAAAAACUAUUUGAAACACAACAACAUUUAUCCAACUCAUUUUUCAGGAAAUCUAAAUUUUAAAAGUGAAUUGUUCGAUAAUGCAUUCCCGUUGAUUUUAAAUCAAAUUUACGUCAAUCCUACAUUACACUUUAUUAUAAAUAUUGCAUUUAUAAUUAUAAUUUCAAAAUGUCAAAUUAUUUGGAAAAAUGACAUCUUGGACUUAGAGGGAAAGUUUUUUUUAUUAAGAAAAUUAUUUGAGUUUGAGUUUGUAUUUUUUCAUGGCUGUCAGAAAGAAGAUUUUAAACAUAGUAUUUCAAUUUACCUUCAUAUAAAUGAAAAAGAGAAAGAACUACUUCGUUAUCUAACAAUCAAUCCUUAUGUAAUAUGCUAUAGACUGAUCUAUAGUUGUUUGCUAAACGCUCCUCAAAAGAUAAUAUCAGAGGAAUUUAUUUAUAAAUUAAUUCAUAUGAAGGUUGAAGAAUUACACACACAUCCCUACGGUUUAACUAAAGAUGUAAUCAAAUCUGCUUUAGAUGGACUUCAUACAAUGGAAAUAAUUAAAAAAUAUAAAAAUAACGAUACAAUAUUAUAUGAAAUAAAUACAACUUUAAUAAUGGAGUUGGUUCAAAUAUUUGAUAAUAUUAUAUCAAAUGAGAACAAUUUAUUGAAAUCAAACAUUUAAUCAAAGAUUUAUUUAAGAAUUAAAAAUAGAUACAUUUCUAACUAUUAUAAGUUAAUUCUACCUAUUAGCCUAUUACUUAUAGGCACUUAUUUUAUUUAACUACAAAUAUACUUAACUAUGUAUAAAUAUGUAUAUUGAAUGUAAUAGAAUAGUAGGUGUUGUAUGAAUGCUGAUAUGACAAAUGUUAAAAAGUUAAUAAACACUAAAUGCAUUUUUUAA